Messenger RNA from Corythoichthys intestinalis (scribbled pipefish), 3847 nucleotides. It is a transcript of the gene eif2ak3, whose product is annotated as eukaryotic translation initiation factor 2-alpha kinase 3. The record is from RefSeq and is a predicted model, not a curated record. Gene Ontology annotation, cellular component: cytoplasm; nucleus. Gene Ontology annotation, biological process: protein phosphorylation. Lineage: Eukaryota; Metazoa; Chordata; Actinopteri; Syngnathiformes; Syngnathidae. The transcript has 18 exons. The coding region runs from base 245 to 3487 and encodes 1080 amino acids. Gene Ontology annotation, molecular function: protein binding; eukaryotic translation initiation factor 2alpha kinase activity; ATP binding.
UCGUAACCACGGCAAGUCUUGCGUCAAGUAUUAAAGCGAAAGGCACUUGCGUCCUUCGCAUGUGUUUACAUAAACUACAAAACAAAAGGGCGCUAAAGGGUGAACACGACAGUGUUUGUUUUUUUUGUUUUUGUUUUUUUUUGGGGGGGGGGAUACAUAACAUGGGUUCCCCUGCACGUUAAGAUUUACAUGGCCGACCAGUGGCAUGUAAAUCUCGUGCUUCACUAAUGAGCCAGCCUUCCAAAUGGAAAGGGCGCUUCAAUUUGGAAACGUGAGCAUUUCUCUCGUGCUCCUGCUCCUCAAUGUGGUCUUAGGACUCGGGACCCUGCACCCUUUGGGCUUCGUCUUCGCCGGCCGGGAGCCCCAGCUGGCCGGCCCCGUCAGGGGCUCGCCACCGGUACCGGACGACGGCGGAGACCCAGUGCUAGAGUUGGGACUGGACGGCGUCGCGGGGCUCGCGGCUCAGGCGGACGUCACCGUGGAGGACGAGAGCGGUUUGCCCGGUGAGGACAAGGGGUCCUGCGGGGAAGAACCCCAAGGAAGUGAGCCCGUGCCGAGGUCCCUGGUGAUCAUCAGCACCCUGGACGGGCGCAUCUCUGCGUUGGAUCCUCACAAUCACGGCCGGAAGCAGUGGGACCUGGACGUGGGCUCCGGGUGUCUGGUGUCAUCCAGUCUCAGCAAACCCGAGGUGUUCGGCAGCAAGAUGGUGAUCCCGUCUCUGGACGGUGCCCUGUUCCAGUGGAACCGUGACCGCGAGAGUAUGGAGGCUGUGCCUUUCAGUGUGGAGUCUCUGCUGGAGUCGUCGUACCGCAUCGGUGACGACACCGUCCUGGUGGGCGGCAAGGCGCUCACCACCUAUGGCCUGGGCGCCUACAGCGGCAAGCUCCGCUACAUCUGUUCCGCGGUGGGCUGCAGCCGCUGGGGCGCUGAAGAAACGGAGGGCGAAGACGUGCUCCUGCUUCAGAGGACCCAGAAGACUGUCCGAGCCAUCAGGCCUCGCUCGGGAAUCGAAAAGUGGAACUUCAGUGUGGGAAACUUUGAGCUGAAAUUCCUUCCCGAGGCGCAGUCAGCUUUCGACUUCUUGGAAGGGGAGGUGGCCAACGGCGACUCCAACUGGUGGGGGGCACGCCAGAGAAUUAUCGUGGAGGAUUCCAGGGAGCACGACCGCGACCUGGACCUGGUCAUCAAAGUGUCCGUCCCCGAUUGGAAGGUGAUGGCCUUCAGCGCCGCGCCUGACGGACACCUGGUUUGGGAACAUCAGUUCUGUACGCCUAUCGCCUCUGCCUGGCUGGUGGGCGCGGGCAAAGUCUCCCCGAUCAGCCUGUUUGACGACACGGCCUACGGCAAGCGGUCGGACACCGACGAGGAGGACGGCGACGUACGCGACAAUCCGGACCACCGAUCCAAAGACGCUUCGGCGUCCAGCGUUUACCUGGGGAUGUUCCAGGGCCAACUCUACCUCCAGUCCUCGGUGAGGAUGGCCGAAAAGUUCCCGUCGAAAGCCAUCGCGUCCGAGAAGGACAUGGUUCCGCUUCCCACUGUCAAGUGGAAGCCUCUCAUACAUUCCCCAUCACGAACCCCGGCCUUGGUCGGCUCCGACGAGUUCGACAAGUGCCUGAACAACGACAAGUUCUCGCACGACGAGUACAGUAACGGCGCCCUGUCGGUCCUGCAGUACCCCUACGACAACGGGUACUACUACCCAUACGGCAAGCGGUAUCGGCAGAAGCGGGACAGCGCAGUCAGCGUGAUCAAAAGGAGCGGGAUGCAACCAGAACGCGGCAGGAACAAAGACCCCGUGCUGCUGCUGCCCUGGUGGAAGGAGAUGCUGGGCACCAUCAUCUUCUGUAUCGCCGCCACCACCUACAUCGUGCGCAAGUUCUUCCACCCGUCGGCGCCGGUCGGCAUGAGGCAACGUAAGGAGUCGGAGACGCAGUGCCAGACCGACAAGAGCGACCUGGAGGUGGCAGAAUCUAAAGAGCCGGUUUCCGAAGAGACUCGCUCCACUAAAUACGUGUCCAGGUACCUGACGGACUUUGAGCCUGUGCAGUGCCUCGGCCGUGGGGGCUUCGGUGUGGUCUUCCAAGCGCGAAACAAAGUGGACGACUGCAACUACGCCAUCAAGAGGAUCAGACUGCCCGACAGGGAGUUGGCGCGCGAGAAGGUGAUGCGGGAGGUGAAGGCGCUUGCCAAGCUGGAGCAUCCCGGCAUCAUCCGCUACUUCAACGCCUGGCAGGAGAGCCCCCCCGAGGGCUGGCAGGAGGAGAUGGACCACAGGUGGCUGCAAGACAAUAGUGCCACCGAGUCACCCGUGAGUUUCGCCGAUCACGUGGAGGCGCUGUCCGUCAAAGUCCCCGUUUUGGAUCGGCUGUCGAGGGGAAGCGGCUCGGACGCCGGCGCUGGUGAGGUGUCCUCCCUCCUCCUUCCGGAAGGGGAGCCGGAAACCUCAGACGCGCCAGACUCCUCGGAUCCGAGCUGGCCGCGACGCCCCGGCGACUUCACCUCGUCCUCGUUCGACGUCGUCUUCGAGGACUCCGUUCGAGACCGGGACAUAGAGGAGCAAGACAGGGCUUCCGGUGUGGCCCAUACGGACCUGUCCGACGUUGGGGAGGACACUGGGGAUGGCGAUCGGUCAUCCCUGAGCACCCCGGAGGCGGAAAUCAGCCGGCCCGCCUCUUCCUCGCCUCCUCGGCCCAAUUGGCUGGCCCUGGCUCCGCCCGCGGCUGCUCCUGCCCAGCGGGCUCAACCUUCUCCAAAGGUGUAUCUGUACAUUCAAAUGCAGCUGUGCCGCAAGGAGAACCUGAAGGACUGGAUGGCUCGACGCCGACUCCCCGAGCAGAGGGAGCGCGAGCACUGUCUGGACAUUUUCCUCCAGAUCGCCGAAGCCGUCGACUUCCUGCACAGCAAGGGCCUCAUGCACAGGGACCUCAAGCCUUCCAACAUCUUCUUCACGGUGGACGACGUGGUGAAGGUGGGCGACCUUGGCCUGGUGACGGCCAUGGAGCACGAGGAGGACGAGCGCCAGCGCUCCGCCCUCACCCCAGCGCCACUCCUCACACGGCACACCGGGCAGGUCGGCACCAAACUCUACAUGAGCCCUGAGCAGCUCUCAGGACAAUCCUACUCGCACAAAGUGGACAUUUACUCCCUGGGCCUGAUCCUCUUCGAGCUGCUCCACCCCUUUAGGACGCAGAUGGAAAGAGUCAGGACGUUGACGGAGGUGCGGUCGUUGUGCUUCCCAGAGUCCUUCUCCAGAAACAACUCGCAUGAGCUGAGCAUGGUGCUGAGCAUGCUGUCGCCGAGCCCUGGCGAGCGUCCCGAGGCGGCAGCCAUCACCAGCCUGCCGCUCUUCCGGGAGCUACCGUGUCAGCAGGUCGCCGCGCGUCAGCGCCCACGUACGUACAGCGCAUCCUCCUCUUCGUCGACGUCCUCCUCUUCCGGCGGCGGAGUGGGAAGGACGGCCACCGGGCUCCCCUGCCCCAACUGACGCCGCAAUGUUUCCCCGUCUGUUUGCCGCGGAUCGCGAUUAGACGUCAGGUCUAUUUGAAGCGGGAGGAUCUUGAAUUCGAUUGGUUAACACACACACACAAAAGAAAAUGUACUCUUCUGAAUCACGGGUGUCCAACUUUAAGGCCCGGGAGCCCGAUCCGGCCCGCCGUGUCAUUUUGUGCGGCCCGCAAAAAGUAAAUCGUGUACAUUGGCUCUGCUAAAAUACAGAGAGAUACUAUUCACGUUUGGUUUGUGGUUUUCCCGGCGCGCUACACCUCAGGUACAACAGGAGAAGGAGAGAGGCCUUCAGCCACGUAUGCCUGAUUUGGAUACCCCAAAAAAAAAAAAAAAAACAGAA